ACGCCGCCGCGCCGGGAGCCCCAGCAGCCGCGGCGGAGCGGGCGGCGGCGGCGGCGGGGCCUGGGCCUGCGGGGCCCGGCCAGGCCGCGAUGGCCACCCGCAAGGCGGGCUCGCGGCUGGAGACGGAGAUCGAGCGCUGCCGCUCCGAGGGCCAGUGGGAGCGGAUCCCCGAGCUGGUCAAGCAGCUGUCGGCCAAGCUCAUCGCCAACGAUGACAUGGCCGAGCUCCUCCUCGGGGAGGCGAAGCUGGAGCAGUACCUGAAGGAGCACCCCCUGCGCCAGGGCGCCAGCCCCCGAGGGCCCCGGCCCCAGCUCACCGAGGUCCGCAAGCACCUGACUGCCGCCCUGGACCGUGGGAACCUCAAGUCAGAAUUACUCCAGGAGUCGAAUCUGAUCAUGGCCAAGCUGAAUUACGUGGAAGGAGACUACAAGGAAGCACUCAACAUCUACGCCCGGGUGGGCCUCGACGAGCUGCCACUGACGGCCGUGCCCCCGUACCGUCUGCGGAUGCUGGCCGAAGCCUUCGCCACCAAAGGACUUUGUCUGGAGAAGCUGCCGGUCUCCUCCUCGACCAGUAACCUCCACGUGGACCGGGAGCAGGAUGUCAUCACCUGCUACGAGAAGGCGGGCGACAUCGCGCUGCUCUACCUGCAGGAGAUAGAGCGGGUAAUCCUUACUAAUAUUCAGAACAGAAGCCCUAAGCCCGGCCCUGCUCCCCACGAUCAAGAACUAGGUUUUUUCCUGGAAACGGGACUUCAGAGAGCCCAUGUCCUCUAUUUCAAAAAUGGGAUAGAUGUGCACGAAGAACAACAGAACUUGACGCGAGGAGUGGGGAGAUUCCGAGAGAUCCUCCGAGCUGUGGAGACCAGAACCACGCAGAACCUGCGCAUGACAAUAGCCCGGCAGCUGGCGGAGAUCUUGUUGCGGGGCAUGUGUGAGCAGAGCUACUGGGACCCGCUGGAGGAGCCGCCCUGCCAGUCACCGCUGGAUGACCCGCUCCGGAAAGGGGCCAACGCCAAGACCUACAGCCUCAGCCGGAAGGCCCGCGUCUACUCAGGAGAGAACAUUUUUUGUCCUCAAGAGAACACGGAAGAAGCCCUGCUGCUGCUGCUGAUCAGUGAGUCCAUGGCCAACCGGGACGCGGUGCUGAGCCGCAUCCCCGAGCACCGGGACGACCGCCUCAUCAGCCUGCAGAGCGCCUCGGUGGUGUACGACUUGCUGACCAUCGCCCUGGGGAGGAGAGGCCAGUACGAGAUGCUGUCGGAGUGCCUGGAGAGAGCCAUGAAGUUUGCCUUUGAGGAGUUCCACCUCUGGUACCAGUUCGCGCUGUCCCUCAUGGCGGCUGGAAAAUCCGCGCGGGCCGUGAAGGUGCUGAAGGAAUGCAUCCGCCUGAAGCCCGACGACGCCACCAUCCCGCUCCUGGCCGCCAAGCUGUGCAUGGGCUCCCUGCACUGGUUGGAAGAGGCCGAGAAGUUUGCCAAAACCGUCGUGGAUGCAGGCGAGAAAGCAUCAGAGUUCAAGGCCAAAGGCUACUUGGCGCUGGGCCUCACGUACAGCCUGCAGGCCACGGACGCUUCGCUGCGAGGGAUGCAGGAGGUCCUCCAGAGAAAGGCGCUUCUUGCAUUUCACAGGGCCCACAGUCUGUCUCCUACAGACCACCAAGCCGCCUUCUACCUGGCUCUGCAGCUGGCCAUCUCCAGACAGAUCCCAGAGGCCCUGGGCUACGUCCGCCAGGCCCUCCAGCUGCAGGGCGACGACGCCAACUCCCUGCACCUACUGGCCCUGCUGCUGUCGGCACAGAAGCAUUACCACGACGCCCUCAACAUCAUCGACAUGGCGCUGAGCGAGUACCCGGAGAACUUCAUAUUGCUCUUUUCCAAAGUCAAGCUGGAGUCCCUGUGCCGGGGCCCGGACGAGGCGCUGCUCACGUGCAAACACAUGCUGCAGAUUUGGAGGUCCUGCUACAGCCUCAGCAACCCCAGUGACUCUGGUCGUGGGAGCAGCCUGCUGGACAGAACCAUCGCCGACAGGCGGCAGCUCAACACCAUCACCCUGCCCGACUUCAGUGACCCUGAGACAGGCAACUCUCCAGAAGCAUACUUUCAUGGUUUUCCCUCCCUUUUUUCAGUUAGCUCUGUGCACGCCACGUCGGUCGCGGCCUCCAGAGUGGAGCAGGCGCUGUCUGAAGUGGCCUCCUCCCUGCAGAGCAGCGCCCCUAAGCAGGGCCCACUGCACCCCUGGAUGACGCUGGCACAGAUCUGGCUCCAUGCAGCCGAGGUCUACAUCAGCAUCGGGAAACCCGCAGAAGCCAACGCCUGCACCCAGGAGGCCGCCAACCUCUUUCCAAUGUCCCACAACGUCCUGUACAUGCGGGGCCAGGUGGCCGAGCUCCGAGGGCACUAUGACGAGGCACGGCGGUGGUACGAGGAGGCCUUGUCCAUCAGCCCCACGCACGUGAAGAGCAUGCAGCGCCUGGCCCUGAUCCUCCACCAGCUGGGCCGCUACAGCCUCGCCGAGAAGGUUCUCCGUGACGCCGUGCAGGUGAACUCCACCGCCCACGAGGUCUGGAACGGGCUGGGCGAAGUCCUCCAGGCCCAGGGCAACGACGCGGCGGCCACCGAGUGCUUCCUGACGGCCCUGGAGCUGGAGGCUAGCAGCCCCGCCGUGCCCUUCACCAUCAUCCCCCGCGUGCUCUGAGCGGGGCCAGCGGCCCGAGCCGGAAGGUGCAAGUGCCCGCUGGGCGACAACCAAACCCACCCUCCACCCCCCACCCCCCUGCACCUCCACUGUGGUUCCCACCCGCCCAGCCACGGGGCCUGAUGCCCCCGACAUUGUUCACCAUGGAUUAUGUGCCAUAUUUUGUUAGUUGACAUCUGAGUUUUAAAAGUUUUAAGGGGGAAAAAAAAAACGAUUAUGGAACUAAUCAGCCGAUGUAGAAGAAUAUAUUCAAAGUUAAAAUUCAGUGGCAGAACAGACUAUUUUUAUCAGAGCUGUAAAGAAAACUGUUCUCUCCUCCCCGGCCCCACCCCUGGCCCAGAAACCAAAUGUGAAUGCUGUUUCCCACCUCAGCCCUCGCCAGGACACCCGCUGGCGGUGUCGUGGUGGUUGUUGUCGAUAAUUGUACCAUGUGAUGAAUUAUCGUCCUCACUUAGAACAAAGCCCGAGUCCAAGAAUAUUUAUAUUUUACCAAUAUAUGCCUGUUACAAGAGAAGGAAAUAUGAGUUAUUUAAGUUUAACUUUUUUAUGUGAAUCCAGAGUUUAUUUAUCGAAGGAAAUAUGUACAAAGACGCUUCAAAUGGGAUAUUUGCCGACAUUCCUUAUACCUGACGGACACUUGGCUAAAUGGGAAGACGAUGUUAAUAAUAAAAUGAUUUUUAAAUGGA
Sorex fumeus (smoky shrew) is the source of this 3382-nucleotide messenger RNA. It is a transcript of the gene TTC7B, whose product is annotated as tetratricopeptide repeat domain 7B. Bases 90 to 2696 code for a protein of 868 amino acids. Gene Ontology annotation, biological process: protein localization to plasma membrane; phosphatidylinositol phosphate biosynthetic process. NCBI's taxonomy places the organism in Eukaryota, Metazoa, Chordata, Mammalia, Eulipotyphla, Soricidae. Gene Ontology annotation, molecular function: protein binding. The record is from RefSeq and is a predicted model, not a curated record. Gene Ontology annotation, cellular component: plasma membrane. The transcript is spliced from 22 exons.